AUGUUGAUGGUUGAUGCUGCAAUGCCACGCCGUAACAAAAAUGAACGCAACAGGGAUAACGAUGAAGAUAACAGGAGCUACGCAAAAGGAAGGAAUGACGCAAUCCACACCUUAACGAGGGAUAAAAACCAGAUACUCCGAGUUGAUCUCCAGAGUUUUAGUGGAGAACAGGCCUAUGCUAUGUAUUCUGCAUUUUACAUCGGAGAUGAAGCCAAUAAAUAUAUAUUGACAGUAUCUGGAUACAACGGAACCGCGGUAGACAGCUUGGGUUAUCACAGUUGUAUGAAGUUCACGACGAAAGAUUGGGAUAAUGACAUGUAUAGUGGUAGCUGUGCUAUAAAUAACCAUGGAGGGUGGUGGUUCAGAGCAUGUCAUCCCGCAAACCUUAACGGACAGUACGCCCAGUCAGCUGUGUCUGCUUGGCAUUACAUAGUAUGGCAGCACUGUAAAGGAACCGAAUAA
Molecule: messenger RNA, 462 nt
Organism: Saccostrea cuccullata (small rock oyster)
Lineage: Eukaryota; Metazoa; Mollusca; Bivalvia; Ostreida; Ostreidae
Product: ficolin-1-like
Exons: 3
Coding region: 1-462 (153 amino acids)
Source: RefSeq, a predicted model, not a curated record